Molecule: messenger RNA, 4073 nt
Organism: Triplophysa rosa
Lineage: Eukaryota; Metazoa; Chordata; Actinopteri; Cypriniformes; Nemacheilidae
Gene: slc7a3b
Product: solute carrier family 7 member 3b
Exons: 12
Coding region: 172-2118 (648 amino acids)
Biological process (GO): amino acid transport; transmembrane transport
Cellular component (GO): plasma membrane
Molecular function (GO): amino acid transmembrane transporter activity
Source: RefSeq, a predicted model, not a curated record
GGCUUGUAUUUCCGUACAGGAUAUAAAGCACGCUUGUUAGACUCAUUUAUCCGUCUGAUCAAUUCAUGCAGCGCGAGCAUCGCAUGUCCGUUUAAUCCGCAGGAUUCUGAUUCGUACGUCGUCUCUAAAAGUACCACCAGCAUUUUUCUAAUCUCCUCACCGCGUGUCAUAAUGACUAAAAAUAAACUGGCCUCCUUCGGGAAGAUGCUGAUGAGACGUCGUUUGCUGGACACCAGUCAGGAUGAAACCCGCUUCUCUCGAUGUCUCACCACGCUGGACCUCACAGCCCUAGGUGUGGGAGCAACACUGGGUGCGGGUGUUUAUGUCCUGGCUGGGGAAGUGGCCAGAGACAAGGCUGGACCUGCCAUAGUGCUUUCAUUCCUCAUUGCAGCCCUGUCUUCAGUUCUUGCCGGUCUGUGCUACGCUGAAUUCGGUGCACGGGUUCCCAAAACAGGAUCUGCUUACCUGUACAGCUAUGUCACAGUGGGUGAAAUAUGGGCCUUCAUCACAGGAUGGAACCUCAUUCUGUCGUAUGUGAUAGGCACUGCUAGUGUGGCAAGAGCUUGGAGUUCAACUUUUGACAGUCUGGUGGAGAAAAAGAUCUCUGGUUUCUUUAAAGACUCCAUGUCUUUUCCAGAUACUGGAAAAGUGUUGGCUGACUAUCCAGACCUGUUCGCUCUUAUCCUGGUCAUGCUACUGACUGGAUUAUUGGCAUUUGGAGUGAGUGAGUCUGCACUUGUCAACAAGAUCUUCACAGUAGUCAACCUGGUGGUUCUGACAUUUGUCAUCAUAUCAGGCUUCGUGAAAGGCAACACUGCCAACUGGAAUCUUACUGUGGAGGAUUUUAUUAACAGCACCAACCAGUCGCUAACAGAACAAGAAAUUGAGAAAAAAUUUGGCUCGGGCGGCUUUGCUCCAUUCGGUCUAACCGGAAUCCUUUCCGGUGCUGCCACAUGCUUCUAUGCCUUCGUGGGUUUUGACUGCAUCGCUACUACGAGCGAGGAGGCCAAAAACCCUAUGCGUUCCAUCCCAAUAGGGAUAGUGGCCUCUCUGCUCAUCUGCUUUGUUGCAUACUUUGGAGUCUCAGCAGCUCUCACCCUCAUGAUACCCUAUUACCUGUUGGACGAUAAGAGUCCGCUUCCCAAGGCUUUCAGCUAUAUACAGUGGGACCCUGCACGCUAUUUAGUGGCUGUGGGUUCCCUAUGUGCUCUUUCCACCAGCUUAUUGGGCUCCAUGUUCCCUAUGCCUCGUGUGAUUUACGCUAUGGCUGAGGAUGGUUUGCUCUUCCGUUCCCUCUCCCGCAUACACAAGAAAACGAAGACACCCGUGUUGGCCACCAUCGUGUCUGGCAUGGUGGCAGCUUUGAUGGCCUUCCUGUUUGAACUCGAUGCCUUAGUGGAUUUGAUGUCCAUUGGGACGCUGCUUGCAUACACACUCGUCGCUGUGUGCAUACUCAUUCUCCGAUAUCAGCCAGGCACUCUUGGCUCAAGAGGUGUGAAACGGAGGCCAAUGGAGAUACAGCGGCUGGAGGCAAAAGGAGCCAUGGCAGAUGUGGAUAGUGGAGAUGAGUCUGGCCAGGAGCUAGAGACAACACCACUUAAAGAGAAGUUUCUCAUCAGGCUGCUAGUGCAGCCUAGCUGUGACGUGCCAAAUAUGAUGUCGGGCUCGAUUGUUUAUUCUGUAACAGGCAUCAUCUCUGUGCUUUUCACACUGCUAUGUGUGGUGCUGUCGGUGUGUGGAGAGAAAGUGGGGAAGGGCAGCCCUGUUCAUAUUACUGUGGUUGUUGUGCUAACUCUUCUGUCCUGCAUCUGCAUCUUUAUUAUUUGGAGACAGCCCCAGAGCAAGGAAGUUCUUACCUUUAAGGUUCCCUUUCUCCCCUUGCUGCCUUUGGUCAGUAUGUUUGUAAAUAUUUACCUCAUGAUGCUAUUCGACAGAUAUACGUGGUUACGUUUCACAGUUUGGAUGGUUAUUGGUUUUCUUAUUUAUUUUGUGUAUGGUAUAUGGAACAGCUCGGAAGGUCUAAAUAAUUCUCCACAAAAACUUGAGCCCAUUCUGCAAGGAAAAAGACCCAUCUAUCUGACCGAAGAUGAGAGUGAAAUUGAGGGGGGCAUGCCCUAGGAAGAGAAACUGGAUUGGUCUGGCAGCCAUGUUACAACCAGUUUUGUAACAUGCAGCAGUUUCACAUGUGCACCUUAUGUUUUAUCUGAAGUCUGCUUUGAAAACUGACAAAGAGUGUUUUAUACAGUGCGUCAACUGUAUAUUAUUUCUGAUUGUUUACCUUGUGUCAGUGUAUAAUGCUACUGUAACAAACAUGUGUGAACAGUAUUUGAUCUAGUCUUACAAGGUCUUUAUGUGGAAGUAUUUUUUUCUGUUACCAGAUCAGAGGUGGGGCAGAACUGUUGCAUAAGAAAAUGUGCUUGUGUGCAGGGUGUCUUUCUGCCUGUGGGGGUUUCUGGUCAUUUAAGUUGACUCUUGUCCCAUAGUGAAUGGGAUUGUGUUCAGGAAAGAUAGUUUUGGAAAGAAGGGUGAAUUCAAGUUGAGGUCAAAAAGUGAAGUCACUUUAUAUUUGUGACCCUGGACAACAAAACCAGUCUUAAGUAGCACGGGAACAUUUUUAGUAAUCGGCAAAAAUACAUGGUAGGGGUAAAAAUUAACGAUUUUUCUUUUUGCCAAAAAUCAUUAGGAUAUUAAGUAAAGAUCAUGUUCCAUGAAUAUAUUUUAUAGAUUUCCUACUGUAUAUGUAUAAAAACUUUAUUUUUGUGAGUGGAUGGCCUGCUACAGUGCCUCAGAUUAACAACUUCAAAGGCGAUUUUCUCAAUAUUUAGAUUUUUUUGCACCCUCAGAUUCCAGCUUUGUAAAUAGUUGUUGUUCCGCCAGAUAGUGUCCUAUCCUAACAAACCAUAUAUCAAUAGAAAGCUUAUUUCUUCAGCUUUCAGAUGAUGUAAAAAUCUCAAUUUCGAAAAAUUGACCCUUAAGACUGGUUUUGUCGGGUCACAUUUAGUAAAACAAUGUGUUGUUUGUUUUGAAUUCAAAACGUCCUAGUAAUUCAUUUUAUAAACUUGACAUGAUUGGAGAAAAGAUUAUAGAUGAAAAAAAUAUAUUUAUUUGUGAUAUAUUUAGAACUGCCAUUUUGUCAGGAGUUUUCUAUUUGCAAAAGUAUAUUCUUUAUUUUUGUGAUGUAUUUUUGUGAUGAUGUAUAGGCUACACGUAUUUAUGUACCAGUGGGAGGAAAUAGUUGACAUUAUCUCUUUGUCAUUAACUUAAUAUUUUUUUACUUGGGUGAUGAACUUUGGUUACAAUUUUACUUUUUAUCAUCAGCAUCUAAGCACUUUUAUUCCGAUGAUAAUUGUUAUCUUAAGAUAACAGUUUAUGUAGUUUUCAUAAUGUUUUUUGUGAAAACAUUGGACUAUACGUUUUCUUUAUGAAAAGGUGGUCAUGGUGGGGAUUACAUUGUACAUGAGAUUAUGACAAUUUACUGAGGUGUCUUUUUUGACCGGGACAUGAUAUUUUAAUUACAUGAACAUUAAAGCAGAAUGUAUCGAUUUAUUUUACAUAUCUUAAUUCAUUACGAUUUGCUGGCGCUACAGAAUUUUACAGCUAAUGUUUACACAAAGCUGCUUUCCAGUUAAUUAAAACCAUAUCUGUUAGGUGAUCACGUGCUUUCCUGUGGCUCAGUGGUUAGAGCAUGGCGCUCGCAACGCCAAGGUCAUGGAUUCGAUCACAGGGGAUUGCACAUACUUAGAAACAAAUGUAGAGUACAAUGCAAUGUAAGUCGCUUUGGAUAAAAGCGUCUGCCAAAUGCGUAAAUCUUACAAAUAUGUAUCAGUCAGUUGUAGGCCUUUUAUCUUUAAAGAGAGUCAGCCUUCUACCUGGAUAGCAGAGGAAUAAUUUUCUACUUCAGUGAUGUUUACAUGGCUUACUACUAUGUGACUGACACAUUUUUCAGAAGUAUUGCUUUGCUUAUUAUGUUAAUGGAACAUGCAUAUUUGUUUAAUCUAUUGUAAGUUAAAUUGUUUAUGUGCAUUUUUGUAAAUAGCCUAAAUGUGCCUUUGCUAUCAAUAAAUAUAUCUAAA